GUGGACUUACCUCCCCUUGCUCCUCGUGUCCUGCCAGCCAGGUCCCCACAACCUGGUCUCCCCAAAGACCCCAAACCGAAGAUUCUGCAGGUCUGCCCCACUGCUGGGCACAGCAGGGCCUGGAUGAAGGCCUGUCUCCCGCGGCUGCCCCAAAGGCUGCUCCUGUUGGGGGCAGCUGCCCUGGCUGCAUCUGCUCUGGAGACAGCCGACCUGGUGGACCUCUGCGGGCAGACGUGGCAGGGGGACGGGCUGCUGCUGCGCUCGCACGCCGCCUCGCGCAGGUUCUACUUCGUGGCCCCGGACACCGACUGCGGGCUCUGGAUGCGGGCGGCGGCCCCCGGCGACAGGAUCCGCUUCCAGUUCCGCUUCUUCCUGGUCUACAGCUUGGCCGCGGCGCCGCGGGCGCCCCCGGGGCCUCCGGCGCCCAACACCUCCUCCCCGGAGCCCGCCGACCCGUGCGUCCCCGGGUCCUACCUGCAGUUCUACGAGGGCCCGCCGGGGGCGCCCCGGGCGCUGGGUGCCCCUCUCUGCGGCCUGACCAUCCCCGCCCCGGUGGCGUCCUCCGGGCCCUUCCUGGGCCUCCGCCUGCUCACCAGAGGCCGCCAGCCCCGCGUGGACUUCGUGGGCGAAGUCACCUCUUUCCGGUUGGGAUCCUGUGGUGCCUACUUCCGCUGUCGGACCGGCAGGUGCAUCCCGUGGAGCCUGGUGUGCGAUCGCUGGGGUGUGGACAACUGUGGCGAUGGUAGUGACCAGGCAUCCUGGCCACCGGCCGACUGCAGAGGUCCCUCUCUGGUGCCCAGCCAGGCGAGGGUUACAGAUGGCCAUACCUCCCAGCCCCUGACGCCCUCCCCAGCUCUCAGGUCUGCAGGCCCCCUCCAGAUGGCGGCCGAGAGGAGCCCCCUGGCAGGCCGGGCCCUCGAAGAGGGGGAUACAGCAGCUCCUCCGGGAGGUCCCCGGCUCCGGGGCGUGGCACCGGUCCCUUCGCUGGUCCUAGCCUCCACUGGCCUCCUUGUGGGCCUCGCCUGGUGCUGCUGCUUCUCCAGCUGGCUGGCCUGGCGGGCUGCUAUCGGCGGGCCCUCUGCUGGAUCCGUGAAGGGCAAGGAGCAGGGGGGCCUCACUCCCCUGAAGCCGCUUCGCUCCACUCCCAGACCUCACCUGCCCGGCUUUGCCCCACCCCGGCCCACCCUCGGGUGCCACCGAGUCAAGCCCUAG
Messenger RNA from Prionailurus viverrinus (fishing cat), 1212 nucleotides. RefSeq names its product low density lipoprotein receptor class A domain containing 2 (gene LDLRAD2). The record is from RefSeq and is a predicted model, not a curated record. The transcript is spliced from 6 exons. Bases 124 to 1212 code for a protein of 362 amino acids. Lineage: Eukaryota; Metazoa; Chordata; Mammalia; Carnivora; Felidae. Gene Ontology annotation, molecular function: protein binding.